This is a messenger RNA of Sesamum indicum (sesame), 1091 nucleotides long. RefSeq names its product Acyl-CoA N-acyltransferases (NAT) superfamily protein. Gene Ontology annotation, biological process: N-terminal protein amino acid acetylation. Gene Ontology annotation, cellular component: NatA complex. Gene Ontology annotation, molecular function: protein N-terminal-serine acetyltransferase activity; protein-N-terminal-glutamate acetyltransferase activity. NCBI's taxonomy places the organism in Eukaryota, Viridiplantae, Streptophyta, Magnoliopsida, Lamiales, Pedaliaceae. The record is from RefSeq and is a predicted model, not a curated record.
UAUCACUUAAGUCAUUUACAAAGAAAAAAAAAAAUAAUUAGACCACAAAGCUCACAAACUAGUUCCCCGUCCUUCCCCAAAUCCCUAAAUCCAAGACCAAAACCCUAAUUCCUAACCGUAAUUUCUUUUGCUCCUGUCAGGAAACGCGUCAGUUGAGUGAAGAUGGUGUGCAUAAGGAAAGCAACGGUGGAUGACUUGCUGGCGAUGCAGGCCUGCAAUUUGUUCUGCCUGCCGGAGAACUACCAGAUGAAAUACUACUUAUACCACAUUCUCUCAUGGCCGCAGCUCCUCUACGUGGCGGAGGAUUACAACGGCAAGAUUGUGGGCUACGUCUUGGCCAAAAUGGAGGAGGAGACUACGGAGUGCCACGGCCACAUCACCUCGCUCGCCGUCCUCAGGACACACCGCAAGCUCGGCCUGGCCACUAAGCUCAUGACUGCUGCUCAAAAUGCAAUGGAACAGGUAUAUGCUGCAGAAUAUGUGUCAUUGCAUGUCAGGAAGAGCAAUAGGGCAGCGUUUAAUUUGUACACUGAGACACUAGGCUACAAGAUCCAUGAUGUGGAGGCCAAAUAUUAUGCGGAUGGGGAGGAUGCUUAUGAUAUGAGGAAGCAACUCAAGGGUAGGAAGCAUCACCACCACCACCACCACCACCACCAUCAUGGUGGUGGAUGCUGUUCCGCCGAAACGAAGGCAGAUGAAAAGCCUGGAUCAACUGAGGCCAAAACUGAGUGAUCAGAACUCAUUCAGGGGUCAGAGUUUUGUUAUUAAUGCUGUAUGUGAGUAUCGAAUCCUCUCUACACUUUGCUUGAUUUAAUAAAAAUUGCGCUGAAAGAGCCCUUUGUUUAUUAAUUUAUUUUGUCAGUGGAAGCUCAAAUAAUUGUGAUACAUACACAUGCUUUAACACAUGGCACAUUUUGGGUCUCUAUGUGAUGGCGCAGGCUUCUUUAGUGGUAGUCAUGCAUUUGGAGUUUAUUCUUUACUAUUUGGAGCCUGAACAAUUGGUUUGGGCAUGCCUAUUUGUUUAGGUUUCUCCUACAGGGUAUUCAUGGUGUAACUUAGAAAGCUUUUAAAUAUUCGUCAAUUUCUCUCUA